Poecilia latipinna (sailfin molly) is the source of this 1187-nucleotide messenger RNA. RefSeq names its product THO complex 6 (gene thoc6). The transcript has 13 exons. Gene Ontology annotation, molecular function: protein binding. Gene Ontology annotation, cellular component: transcription export complex; THO complex. Gene Ontology annotation, biological process: mRNA export from nucleus. NCBI's taxonomy places the organism in Eukaryota, Metazoa, Chordata, Actinopteri, Cyprinodontiformes, Poeciliidae. The record is from RefSeq and is a predicted model, not a curated record. Bases 144 to 1115 code for a protein of 323 amino acids.
AUGCCGUGUUGAGGCGCUGACGUCAUAUUCCAGCGUCCUGUCCGUGUGUUUCCCUCCUGUGGCUCCGUUUGGGUUCCUGCUUGUUCCUGAGUUCUUUGUUUUUCCUACAGUUUUUCCAGAACCAGGAUUAUCCAGAGGCCAGGAUGGGACCCGUAGAGCUCCUCCACAUGUCGGUUUUCUCCCAAAGCUUUUCUCCCUGCGGCCGCUUCCUGGCGGCUGGGAACAACUAUGGAGAGAUCGCCCUGUUCAGCCUGGCUGCGGCUCUCAGUCCAGACGCCACGGCGGCCAACCAGAAGCCUGUUCUAACGUUCACAGCUCAUGAAGGUCCUGUCUUCAGUCUGCUGUCCACCGACUCCGUCCUGCUGAGCGCAGGGAACGGCGAGGUUAGCGCCUGGAACUGGACCGAACUCAUCAAGAAGAACGUGAAGCCGCUGUGGACGAAGAGGCCGAACUACAAGUCCAGUCUGGAGAUUCCAGAGAUCAACUCCAUGGCCAUCAACCCUCGAGACGACAGCCUGGCGAUCGGAGCGGGGGACAACAACGUCCACAUCCUGGACCUGGAGCAUGGCGCCUUCAAGGCGACCCUGCAGGGUCACACGGAUUACGUGCACUGCGUGUGCAUACGUGAGCGGGAGGCGGAGCUUCUGUCUGGCAGCGAGGACGGCGCCGUAAGGAUGUGGGACUGCAGGACGGGGCAGAGCGUCCACUGCAUCGAGGUUCAUAAGUACGAGAGCUGCGCCAGGCCUCAGCACGGGAAGUGGAUCAGCUGCCUGACCACGGACUCUGAUUGGAUGCUGUGCGGCGGCGGCCCGUCUCUGUCCCUGUGGCAUCUGCGCUCGCUGUCGCCGACCUCGGUGUUCCCGUUGAGCGGCUGCCAGCGCCGGGCCGCCUUCCACCAGGACAUGAUACUCGCUGUGGGCGACGGUGCCUUCGUCUCCCACUGCCUUCUGGGAGGAGAGGUCAAAGGUCAGAUCCCGUGCACGCCACCGAGCCUCAACACGUUGCAGCUGAACACAAAGAGCUCUGAGCACCGGGUGCUGACGGUCGGCGGCGGCAGCAGCAAGAUCGACGUCUUCACCAACCUGUCCUACAGAGCCUUCUCCCUCAGCUUUUGACCAGAACCAGGACCGGAUCGGAACCAGAAUCAGGACGAACUCUAAAUAAAAUCCAGUCUUUGUUGCAAUUCA